ACAAGAAGAGCUUCGGCAGAGGAGGAGGAGGAGGAGGCCGACGGGGGCAGCGGGUUAGACGGGCCGAGCGACCGACCGAGCGACCGACGGACGAAGGAAUUCGACGAGAGCGCGGAGGAGGAGGAGGAGGAGGACGACGAUCCGAGGAGGAGGACAGCGUCAACUCUCUGUGCUCGUAGAGGAGUACAAACAGGACACUCGCGCCAGGAAUCUUCUCAUUUUGCUCGAUCCAGCUGGGGGCGACAGCAGCAGGAAGAGGAGGAGGAGGAGGAGGAGAACAGGGGCUGGGAUGGAGAAUUGGAAUCAGGGCGAGAGACGAUGAUGAGGCGAUUGUGAUGCAGACAGCGGGGUGGGGGAAAGGCACAUGAAAAGGUGGGGAAAGCUUUGGCCUGGGCCAGUAAGACGGAGGAGCUCGGCAGUGCCUAGGCGCCGGCUAUGAGUCGAAUUGUGCCUCGCUCCGUCGCCUCCUUGUGUCGACAUUACCGGUCGCGCAGGAUUGCGACGCCGCCAAUCGGGAGCAAUGAGAGACUGAAUGCGAGAGGAGUAGGCGUGCGAGCUUGGGCUGGGGUGGGGGGUCCCGAUGUAGUAGCGCUGGGUGAAUCUGCAGUGCAGUUCCAUUCGUCUGCCAAUGCAGGUCCAAGAUUACGAGCUCAACCUGUUAACAGUGAUGAUCCGGACUUCGAUCCCUCAGAGGCGAGAACUCCCCCUUCGGAAAAGAUCCUUCGACUCGUGGACGAAAUUUCGUCCCUCACGCUCUUAGAGGUUUCGGAUCUGACCACUCUUUUAAAAAAAAAAUUAGGUUUGCCUAACAUGCCCAUGGGAGGCAUGAUGAUGGGCGGCAUGAUGCCCGGGCAAAUGCCUGGAGGAGGUGGCGCCGCCGCAGCAGCUCCCGAGGAGAAGAAGCCCGAGAAGACAGUUUUCGAUGUGAAGCUGGAGAAAUUCGAAGCAGCAGCGAAAAUUAAGAUCAUCAAGGAAGUGAGGACAUUCACGGCUCUGGGUCUGAAGGAGGCCAAAGAGCUCGUGGAGAAAAUCCCUGCCGUGUUGAAGAAGGGCGUGACCAAAGAGGAAGCCACUCAAAUUAUUGAGAAGAUCAAAGCUGUGGGAGGUACUGCUGUCAUGGAGUAGUCAUCUGGAGUGAAGAGUUCGCGUCGGCCUUCCCUGGGCUCGCCCACCAGCUGCCUGCCUAAGUCGUUGAGGUUUUGCCGGUCGCAGUCUCUUUGUUUGUGCCUCUCUGUUCAGUGCAGUCUCACAUCGCAUCGUUUCUUCUCUCGCACCAUUUCUUGAUGUUCUCGUUUCUGGUUUGUCUGAAGCUCUCCCGGGCAAGCUCCUCUGCUGCUCAGCACUGGUUAAAUCACAUUGCUUUGGUGCUAAAGAUAAGUAGUAUGUUUGCCGUGUGGAUGAGCCUCAAUCGGAGCAGCUAGGCCACCGUGAGACUUGCCGAUCCGCUUCAGAGGCGGAAGUGGAUUUUGGCUCUCCGGGCACGGUUUUGUAGAACGACGAAGGGCUAAUCUGAGGAUCAACUCACCCUUUAGGACCAGUGAGAUGCGCAGUUGCCGAAGAUGACUGUCAUCAUCUCUUGAAUUGUUAGGGCUAGCAAGGCCAAGUGAUAUCUUGGUAGCAUGCUGAGAUUUAAAUUUAAAAGGCACACUUCAU
Marchantia polymorpha subsp. ruderalis is the source of this 1653-nucleotide messenger RNA. The record is from the annotation of a GenBank genome assembly. NCBI's taxonomy places the organism in Eukaryota, Viridiplantae, Streptophyta, Marchantiopsida, Marchantiales, Marchantiaceae.